AUGCCGCGACUGGGGCUGCCCCUCGUGCUGCUGCUGGGCGCCUGCGUGCGUGGCUUCCUGUACGCGCUGCCGUCCGUGCACUCUACGUUGUCGUCGCGCCCUGAGCUCGUAACGUCCGUCUCGUCCUUCCGCCGGCUGCAGGAGGGCGCCUACCUCUUCCGUUCUACCGGCUCGCCCUACUCGGGGGACGUGUAUCAUCAGCCGCCGCUGCUGUUCGCCCUGCUGUACCCCGUUCUACAGCUCACCCCAGCCGCUCUACAGUACCUGGUAGCAUGUGCAGUAUUCAUUAGCGUGGAUCUACUUAUCGCGGCGGGAUUCGCUCGCCUGUGCGCCAGGAACCUGCAGCUGGAGGAGGGACGACGCUUCAAGGUUCGAGGAGAGGAGAUCUGGCUGAGCCAAGUGCCGGUGUCGCCGCUGUUCAAGCCUGAGAAUCUACCCACUACUGUGGCCUUCAUAGCGUUGAUGAACCCGUACUCACUGGCCUCGAGCGUCGCCAUGUCCACGGUGUCGUUCACCCACCUGGCAGUGCUCUACAGUUUGGUGUUCGCCUCGGAAGGAGCGGUUGCUGCAUCCAUGAUGUGUGUGGCGGCUGGCACGUACCUGUCGGUGUAUCCGUUCUUCCUGAUAGUGCCGAUCGUGCUGUUACUGCGUAGUGUGAAGAGUGGCAAGACUGCUAGUGAGGAGGAGGGUGAUCAGAAGAGUACUCCAGGUCCCUCUUUGCUGUCGCUGGGCGUGAGUAGCUUGCUGGUGUUUGGUGUCUGGUUGGGCUUGCUGUUCUACCUGUCGUGGAGUCUGAGUGGAGACUGGGGAUUUAUCGAGGAAACGUACAUGUGGGUGGCAACGUAUUCGGACUUGACACCGAACAUCGGCAUUUUCUGGUACUUCUUCAUGGAAGUCUUCGACCGCUUUAUUCCGUACUUCCUCUUCAUCUUGCACCUACACCCAGUCAUCUACGUGGUCCCGAUUUACCUGCGCUUAGCGCACCGACCUCAAGCCUACGCGUGCACAUUGAUCGGUAUUUUCUCCCUCUUCCAAGCGUACCCUUCUUUCGGCGACUUCGGCUUCUUCCUCCCGAUGCUGGCGCUGCACCCGAAAACCACCAUGACGAUCGAGAAUCGGUUCGUGUACGUGCUGGGUCUGGGCGUGGCGACGUGCAUGCUGCCGGUGAUGUGGUUCCUGUGGCUGUUCCCGGCGUCGGGCAACGCCAACUUCUUCUACAACCAGACGCUGGUGUACCAGAUCUUCAACUCGCAGAUCAUCACGGCGUUCGUGGGCGCGACCAUGAAGCGCGACAAGGACGUGGACAAGUUCCGGGCGAGCGCGCUCAAGAAGCACGACUAA
Messenger RNA from Phytophthora sojae, 1341 nucleotides. RefSeq lists its product as hypothetical. NCBI's taxonomy places the organism in Eukaryota, Oomycota, Peronosporomycetes, Peronosporales, Peronosporaceae. Gene Ontology annotation, cellular component: GPI-anchor transamidase complex; membrane. The record is from RefSeq and is a predicted model, not a curated record. Bases 1 to 1341 code for a protein of 446 amino acids. Gene Ontology annotation, biological process: protein localization to cell surface; attachment of GPI anchor to protein. The transcript is spliced from 6 exons.